This is a messenger RNA of Bradysia coprophila, 534 nucleotides long. RefSeq names its product ribosomal protein S12 (gene RpS12). Gene Ontology annotation, biological process: translation. Lineage: Eukaryota; Metazoa; Arthropoda; Insecta; Diptera; Sciaridae. Gene Ontology annotation, molecular function: structural constituent of ribosome. Gene Ontology annotation, cellular component: ribosome. The record is from RefSeq and is a predicted model, not a curated record.
CUGUCACUCUUGGUUGACUCUUUCUUUUACUUUCCGGUUGUCAUCGUAUAGUAUAAAAGUUCGCACGAAAAUGUCUGACAUUGAAGUUGCCGCAGCUGCCCCAGUCGUUGAUGUUGGUGGCAAGAUGGACAUCAACACUGCUCUUCAAGAAGUUUUGAAGAAAUCUCUCAUUGCUGACGGUUUGGUUCAUGGUAUACAUCAGGCAUGUAAAGCUUUGGACAAACGUCAAGCUGUUCUGUGCAUUUUGGCUGAAAGUUGCGAUGAACCACAAUACAAGAAACUGAUCACCGCCCUUUGCAACGAACAUCAAAUUCCAUUGAUUCGAGUUGAUUCCAACAAAAAGCUUGGUGAAUGGUCAGGUCUCUGCAAAAUCGACAAAGAAGGAAAGGCACGCAAAGUGUGCGGCUCAUCCGUUGUGGUCAUUAAGGACUUCGGUGAAGAGACGCCAGCAUUGGACGUCGUCAAGGAUCAUUUGAGACAGUCUAGUUAAACGCCAAUAUGUAACACUGUUUUGAAUAUAUUGAGGAAAACCUA